CUGGCGCGUAGUAUCAACGUGAGGAUCACGCUUUCUUGGCAUCGAAUAAGACAUUUCCUAUCGGUAUAAGUGUCUAUUGGUGUUAAAUUGGAAAACAAUGGUGAUAUUGACAAGUUUCCCACCUCCCACAGAAGGAAUUCGACAUAAACAAGAGAAUACAGUAGCGAAUAUUGAUGGCAGCACCUUAGGAAAUGGAACACUCUAUGUUGCAGAAAGCCGGUUGUCAUGGAUGGGUGAGAAUGGACGAGGUUUCUCACUGGAAUAUCCGGCGAUAAGUUUGCAUGCAGUCUCCCGAGACACUUCCACUUUCCCUCAUGAAUGUCUGUAUCUGAUGGUGGAAGGCAAACUAUCAGAAACACAGGAUGGGUCAUCUGACGGGGAAGAGGAAGAUGAUCAACCAAUCGGAGAAGUUCGCUUUGUACCAAGUGACAGAGGAACUUUGGAUGCCAUGUUCCUCGCCAUGAAUGAUUGCCAGGCACUGCAUCCGGACCCACAAGACUCUGACUCAGAAGCUGAGGGUGAUGAAGACUUCUUCACAGGAGAAGAAGGUGAAGGUCAGUUGACAGCCCAAGGUCAAGCCACUCUACAGCAUCUGGACAAUCUGUUACAGGUGGGGCAAGGCGAUGGAGCUGAGAGUCAGACUAAUGGCCAUCACAGAGAUGGCGGAGGGGCUGCGGAGGAGAACAUGGAGAUGGGCCAGUUUGAGGACGCUGACAUGGAGCAGUGAGAAGCGUGACCGAGUAUGACGGAGGUUGCCUGGCUAGGCAUCAGUCAGAGGGAUUCUACAGUGGUACUGCCAACAUCAUUUCAAACACCUGGAUGAGCUAUGGCAGCAUUUACCCUCAAGCCUUGUGUGAAAGAUGUUACCAGAGUAGCCUCUCUGUGCAAGUGUGAUUGAUGCUUGAAGAUAGUGUAUGUUCCUGAAAUGAAUGCUUGAAUGUGUUCCUACGACUACUAGGCUGAGAACAUGAAGAGAACAGUUCCAAGAGUUCUCAAAACUACUGGCUUAUGUGACCCGUGAAGAUCCGGGUUAGAUUUGGUCUUCAUCAACCCAUGUUUUUCAAAAGAGGUGACUAACAGGAUCUGAUUGCUGACUUGGAUGAGCUCUUUGGACUCUGGCUUUGACAUGUCAUUGUAACCCAGUUACGUAGAUUGAUGCUCAUGAUGUUGAUCACAGGAUUGUCUGGUCAAGACUGGAUUAUUUACAGACCAGCGCCAUAUAGCUGGAAUAUUGCUGAGUGCCGCGUUAAACAACAAUCAAACAAACUAUGAGGCAUAUGUAUCAAAAUAUGGCCGUUUCUGAUCAUGCAUGGUUCCUAUGACUACCAGACUGAGAGACGUCAUGAGUUCCAGUUUCAGAGACAUUUUAGCUUGGUGUUAUCACAUUGCAUUCAAUGCAAUAAUAUAAACAUGAACCUUUUCUUAAAGCGCUUCUAUUUUAUUCGGGGCGGUGGGGUAGCCUAAUGGUUAAAGCGGUGGCUCGUCACGCCGCAGACCCGGGUUCGAAUCCCCACAUGGGCACAAUGUGUUAAGCCCAUUUCUGGUGUUCCCCGCCGUGAUGUUGCUGGAAUGUUGCUAAAAGCGGCGUAAAACCAAACUCAGUCAGUCAGUCUAUUUUAUUCAUAUAUUGAUCGAUGAAAUACAUGUCAUCAUGUUUUAUAUCAAAAUAGAAGAUGACAUUUUCCAUUUCUAUUUGCGAGUCUGCUGUAGACUUAGGGCCUAGAAGCCAGGCUAACUUUAAUGCUAUUCAUUAUGUAUUCUGAAACAAAUCAUGUAACAGUCCACUUGUUAACAGUUGUACCAAAGACCUUUAAUUGUAAGGCCUAAAAAGAAAAAUGUUGUGGUUCCGAUUACCCGACCGACCCUUGAAUUCUGGUGCUGCUCUUGGCGGCAUGAAUCAAAUAAGCUUUCAGAUACCUAUUGUUUUUUCCCUGCACCAACGGACAUCAAUCAUUCUGAUAAAGAAAGUCGACAUGAUGGCUGCAAGCUUGACUUUACAUCUUAAAAAAGAAAAAUCCUACCUACCUACCUACCCUAAUUUUAAAGAGAUGUAUUUGGAACAUAUUUUGGCUUCAUGGAUUGUAUCAUAUUCUUGUAACAUUCAUGUAAUUAUUUAGUCUGUCUCACAGUCCCUGAACCAUUUUAUUUUUCCUUCUUCCCAGCCCAUUCCUUAAUUAAAUGCCAAAGCCUUAAAUGAAGCAAGUCUUAAUUGUCUCAGUUUCAGGUUCUGAAUCUCUCAUCUCAAGGGCGGUGGGGUAGCCUAGUGGUUAAAGCGUUGGCUCGUCACGACGAAGACCCGGGUUCGAAUCCCCACAUAGGUACAGUCAGUGAAGCCCAUUUCUGGUGUCCCCCACCGUGAUAUUGCUGGAAUAUUACUAAAAGCGGCACCGGUCUCCUCUCAAAUUAGGUGCUUCUUUUCAACUUAAUGGGACUUUUUUGUUUCUGUCAAGAUAAUAUAUAUUCAGAGAUUAAACUUUUGUUUUGAAAUUAUGGCACUGACUGAAAUGUAGAACGUGGGGUUAUAGACAGGAAGUGGUGACACUGAUUGCUAAGCACUAUGACAUUGCCUUGUGUUCUGUAGCUGGUGCACUUGUGGUGAUUGUUUUCUGUUUACAUGUAGCCCUUGAAUCAGUUGACACCAUUUCCAGGAAAUAAUUUGGAGGGUGGUGAGGUAGCCUAGUGGUUAAAGCAUUCACUCAUCACGCCUCAGACCCUGGUUCGAGUACAGUGUGUGAAGCCCAUUUUUGGUGUCCCCUGCCGUGAUAUU
This is a messenger RNA of Haliotis rubra (blacklip abalone), 2767 nucleotides long. Its product is annotated as methylosome subunit pICln-like. The record is from RefSeq and is a predicted model, not a curated record. Bases 98 to 727 code for a protein of 209 amino acids. NCBI's taxonomy places the organism in Eukaryota, Metazoa, Mollusca, Gastropoda, Lepetellida, Haliotidae. The transcript is spliced from 6 exons. Gene Ontology annotation, cellular component: cytosol; plasma membrane; methylosome. Gene Ontology annotation, biological process: cell volume homeostasis; chloride transport; spliceosomal snRNP assembly.